Amaranthus tricolor (Joseph's coat) is the source of this 1133-nucleotide messenger RNA. Its product is annotated as probable ATP synthase 24 kDa subunit, mitochondrial. Gene Ontology annotation, biological process: pollen development. The transcript has 7 exons. Bases 147 to 869 code for a protein of 240 amino acids. The record is from RefSeq and is a predicted model, not a curated record. NCBI's taxonomy places the organism in Eukaryota, Viridiplantae, Streptophyta, Magnoliopsida, Caryophyllales, Amaranthaceae.
UUCGGUGAAUCAAUCGGCAAAUCAAUCGGCACCUUUUUUCGUUCUCCUGUCCCUCGUCCGCGACUUGUUCGCAGCCCCUGACCAUCUCAAACAAACCCUAACUUUUAUAGUCCAAUCCAUCUUCUCUAGCUUACUUCUCCACAUUCAUGGCGUUCGCUACUCGUAUUUUUUCUAAAUCCAAGCAGCUGUAUACUGUUCAGAACAUUUUACCAAAGGACCAUGUGACUCCUGUUCGUUACUUUGCCGAAAAACCAGCUCCCACGGGGCUCAAGGGAGAUGAGAUGCUGAAAGGAAUAUUUUUGGAGGUUAAGAAGAAGUUUGAGACAGCUCUUAGUGUACUUCGCCAGGAAAAGAUCACCAUAGACCCAGAUGAUCCUGCUGCUGUUCAACAAUAUGCUAAGGUCAUGAAGACUGUAAGAGAAAAGGCUGAUCUCUUCUCAGAGUCCCAGAGGAUUCAAUACACAAUUCAAACGCGAACUCAGGGUAUUCCUGAUGCUCGUACUUAUCUUCUUACUUUGAAGGAAAUUCGUCUGAAGAGAGGUCUUACUGAUGAACUUGGUGCAGAGGCCAUGAUGUUUGAAGCCUUGGAUAAAGUUGAAAAUGAAAUUAAGAAACCUCUAAUGAGGAAUGAUGACAAAGGAGUGAAUCGUUUAAUGGCAGAGUUCGAUAAGAUCAACAAGAAGCUUGGAAUCAAUAAAAAUGAUUUGCCAAAAUAUGAGGAGAAGCUGGAGCUUAAUAUUGCAAAGGCACAACUUGAAGAGUUGAAGAAGGAAGCUGUAGAGGCAAUGGAAACUCAAGCAAAGAAGGAGGAAUUUAAAGACGAGCAGAUGGCUGAUGCCAAGUCAUUGGACAUCCGAAAUUUCAUCUGAGAUUCAACUUUGGACUUUUAACUUUGCUGGAAAAAACUUGUUGGAGAGGGUUGAAGGCUGUAGUUGUUGAUCUCAUGGAGAGUACUGCUCUCCUUCCCUUGUCACAUUUUGUUUUUAAACUAAAUUACAUCUUGUUUGGUUGAGAAGUGCACCAGACACGAGUCAUUUUUUGGGAUAGUUCUUGAUUGAAUUUUUCAUGUGUUUAUAUCUGUUGAUCAUGCUAUCUUUUGAGCAUAUGAAAUAAUGAAAUUCUGAUUAUGACAA